Messenger RNA from Rotaria sordida, 5022 nucleotides. NCBI's taxonomy places the organism in Eukaryota, Metazoa, Rotifera, Eurotatoria, Philodinida, Philodinidae. The record is from the annotation of a GenBank genome assembly.
AUGUGUGAACAAACAAAACGUUAUUUUUCUCCACGUCUUGUUGAUUAUGUGAUUAUAGUUGGUUGUCGACAUCCAAAUAAAUAUAAUCAUGUAACACAAACACCUGAAUUACUUCGUCGUUAUCCAUUAGAAGAUCAUAAAGAUUUUGCAUUACCACCAGAUGUUAUUUUUUUUUGUCAACCUGAAGGUUGUAUUAAUACAGGUCAUCAACGUACAGCAUUUCGUCAAUUAACAUCAUUUGUAUUUACAUUAACCGAAAAAGAUUCUAAUCGACAACGUUUUGGUAUAUGUGUAAAUUUUUAUCGACAUUUUUCUCGACGUACAUGUUCAAUACAUAAUCAAAAUCAAGAAAAAAUUAAUCAAACUAAUUCAUCUGAUGAUACAACUCAUUUAACAUCAAUAACUAAUAAUGAUGAAGUAGAUAAUAAAGAACAUAAACGUAAACGACGUUUAAGAAAUAAUACAUUAACAUCUAUUUGUCUUAUAAGUCAUCAUCCAUUUUUUACACGUUUUCGAGAAUGUCUUGUAACAUUAAAAACAAUAAUUGAUGCUUGUAAUGAACGAUCAAGUGCAAAACGCACAGGUGCAUCAAAAGGAAUGUCUAGAGAAACAGUUUGGGGUGUAUUAACAGGUCAAGCAUGUGAAUGUACAUCGAAUUUAGUUGGUCAUGAAGUACGAGAAAUUGAAACAUGGAUGUUACGUUUACUAAGUGCACCAGUUUCUAUACCAGGAAAAACAAAAAUUUUGAUUGAAACAUUACCGAAUGAACCACCAAUGUUAUUUGCUUUACCUGAUCAUACAAGAUUUUCACUUGUAGAUUUUCCUCUUCAUCUACCUCUUGAAUUACUUGGUGUAGAUUUAUGUAUACGAGUUUUAACAUUAAUCAUGUUAGAAAAUAAGGUUGUAUUUCAAUCUCGUGAUUAUAAUGCAUUGACCAUGAGCGUUUUGGCAUUUGUUGCAUUACUUUAUCCACUUGAAUAUAUGUUUCCUGUUAUACCAUUAUUACCAACAUGUAUGACGGGUGCCGAACAACUUUUACUUAUUCCAACACCGUUUAUAAUUGGUGUACCAGCAAGUUUUUUUCCUUAUAAAGGAAUGCUAAUAAAAAAACUUGAUGAUAUAUGGAUUGUUGAUCUUGAUGCAAAUCAAAUUAUACAACCACGACAAGCUGAACCAUUUUUUGACAUUCCAGAAUUUGAAUAUAAUAUUUUAAGUAAUCAUUUAAAACAAGCUUUAAGUAGUAUGUCAAUAGAUCCUGAACCAAUACAAAGUUUUGAUGCUAUGCUCAAUGAUAAAUCAUAUUUAAUGACAGCAAAUAAUUCUACAUCAUUACCAUCAACAGCAUAUAAUCCAUUUAUAUAUGGUAAUGAUGUUGAUUCAGUUGAUAUAGCUACACGUGUUGCUAUGGUUCGAUUUUUUAAUUCACCAAAUAUACUUGGCAAUUUUAAUGAACAUACACGAACAUUAAGAUUACAUCCACGAGCUGUUGUAGCUUUUCAAUAUAGUAGUUUUAUAAGAUCACGACCAGUUAAAUCAGCAUUUAUUAUUCGUUUAGCAAAAACACAAGCUGUAGAAUUUUUUGCUGAAUGGUCACUUUGUCCCGAUAAUGUAGCAUUUUUACGUGUACAAACAGGUGUUUAUGAUCCAGCACUUAUUGGUGACAAACCAAAAUGGUAUAGUCGAAAUUUAACAUCAAUACCAUUUAAAAUUAUUGAAGAAAAUAGUACACUUACUCAAGCAGUUCAUUCAUUUAAUACAAAAGUAAAUGAUAUUGAACAUACAGAAACAGAUGAAAGUGGAAGUGAUUCUGAAGACGAUAGUGCAAGUUCUGAUUAUACAUCAUUAAGUGAUUUUGUAUCGGAAAUGAUUAAUAGUGAAAUAUGUGGAGAAAUUCGAAUUGUUAAAACUUAUCCAGAAAAUCAAAAAAAAACAGCUUGUGUAGAAUAUUCAACUGUUUAUAAUCCACCAGAAGAUUUAGAAAUACCUGAUAGUGGUUCAAAUAAAACUCCAAGUCCAAAUACAAGUGGAAAUGAAUCAAGUCAAUCAAUGAGUGAAUCAACAAUAAGUUCAAGUUCAAAUUCACUUGUUAAUUCAAGACUUAAUUCACCUUCGAAUGAUACAAAUGAUAUUAUACCUGAUCUAUCAGGUGCAAUACAUGAUCUUGAUUCAAAAUCAAGUUCAGCAACAAUUACACCUGUUACAAGAAGUUUUCCAAAACCACUUUUUGAUACAAAAACAUUGACGAAUGAAGAUAAUAUAGGACAAAGUUCACCUCCAGAAAUUCGUGCAAAGAAUAUAUCAAUUCAAAGAACUUCUAGUCAACGUGUUCGUACAACGCUACCACGUACCGAUAGUCAUGAUUCAACUGCAAGUGCAUUAACAACAAAAUCUGGACGUUUGCAUAAAACUGACUCAGAGAGUACAACAUCUUCUAAUCAUUCAUUACUUCAACAAGUUGGUGAUGAAAUUAAUUCAACAAUGGCUGGUCGAGUAGUUACAAAUAUGGCAAAAAUGGCAACAAAUAAAAUGUCUGAAUUACUCGCAUCAACAUCUGAAAAUCCUCGUCAAGCAAAUUCUCCAUUAAUUCGUGCUAAUCGUCCACCACCAUUUCCAUUUCCAAAACAAAAUCGUAAAAUAGAAAAACCAAGUCUAGUUAAACAUGGCACAACAACAUCAAAUACUUCAAAUAUUACACGACAACAAAAUGCUGAAGCAAAAGCAAAUACUCAUAGUGAAAAUCAACAAUUUCUAAAAGAUAUUGUUACUAAUGUUCUUGAUGGACAAGGUAUUGGUUGGUUAAAAAUAAAUCGUGUUAAAAAAUUAAUGGAAGAUGAAAAUUAUCGAAAUUUUGUUCUUAGUCGUCUUAAUAUAAAUCUUGAUAAAAAAUAUUCCGAUGAAGAUGAUCAUAUUGAAGAUAUUAAAAUUAAUCGAGCUGUUUUUAAAGGUAUGACAAAUAUAUUACGAGCUGUUAUACAAGGUCUUGAAGUAACAUUUGAAAAUAAUGGUCUUGGUGGUAUGGCAUCAACAUUUCAAUUACUUGAAAUAGCACAUACAUAUUAUUGGAUAAAAGAUAAUAAAACUGAUUUAAGUCCAAUGUCCGAACGAAAUAGUCCUCUUAGCGGUAGUCGAGAAAGUUUAUCAUCAAUUGAUCCAAAUAUUUCAUCGAAUCCAAUAUCACAUUCAACGAUUAUUCCAACUCAACAGCAACAACAACAGCAACAACAACAACAACAACAACAACAGCAAAGCAAUAUAACAAGUCCAAAUACAGGACUUGUUGCACAAUUAGGAAGUUUAUGGCGCGAAUCAAAAUUAGCACUUGCACGUAGCUAUGCAACAGCUGCACAAGCAAGUAUGAAUUUUGGAGGCAAUGUUGAACUUCGUACUAAUCCAAAGCAUUCAUUUUCACCUCAUGUACCAUUUCAUUCGACACUAACUGUUAGUUCAUCAUUAUCAUCAAAUAUGAAUUCCAAUAUUCGGCCUAUGAAUGCAGAUCGAAUAUCGGAUCCGGUCGAGGUCAACGGUGAUGAAUAUCAGAAUAUAGAAAUUUCAUCUCAAAUGAUAUCUAUUUCAGAAGAUGGAUCGACGAGCAACAUCGAUGCCAACAGUCAAAAAUCAACAACGAACGAUACAACGAUAGAAAAUUAUGUUCGACCUGAUUCAUUGAAUUUUACAAAUGACUCAACAUCGAAAACAAAUACAAAUAUUUCACGUAUAAAUUCAAUAGUAACUGAUGAAGAAAAUGGAACAGAUUCAGGUUCAUCUAGUCGACGUCAAUCGAAAAUAAAUCAUCAUCUUAUACGUAUAUCAAAUCAAUGGAAUGAUGAUAAAUUAAAAAAUCGACGAUUAUCAAAUAUAUCAACAGCUAAAAGUGCUUGUUCUGCUGGAUAUAGAUUUCGUAAUGGAUCAAUUUUUCAAGUAGCUGAAAAUAAUCCAUCGGGUGUUAAUGAUAAACAAUAUUUAUUUGAAGUUCUUAUUGGUAGUUCACGUAGUCAUUUAUGGGAUCAAAUGCAAGUAUGGGAAGAUGUUUUUCUUGAUGCUGUUGCACAAGAACGUGAUAUUAUUGGUCUUGAUCAAGGUCCAGCUGAAAUGAUGGAACGUUAUUAUUCAUUAUCAAAUGCUGAUCGUAAACGUUUAGAAUUAGAUGAAGAUCGUUUAUUAGCCGUUAUGCUUUAUAAUUUAAUUGCAUUUAUGAUAAUGAUGCGUGUAAGUAAAGAAGAAAUUCGUCGAAAAAUUCGUCGAAUACUUGGCCGUUGUCAUAUUGGUUUAACAAUGAGUCAACAAGUUAAUGAAUUACUUGAUAGUAUUGCAAAUUUAAAUGGUAAUGAUGUUGAUUUACGUCCAGUAGGUAGUCGAUUAUUACAAAAACAAAGUUUUACUGUACAUUGGGGAACAGAUAAUACUGGAGACAUGCUUUUUAUGGAGGUUUGGGAUGAUUGUAUUAUACUUCGCAGUGUACUUGGUGAAGUUUAUGAUCGUUGUUGGUUUGAAAAAUUAGUUAAUAUGACAUUUUGUCCAAAGACUAAAGUACUUUGUUUAUGGCGUAAAGCUGAUGGUGAAACACAACUUAAUAAAUUUUAUACAAAACGAUGUCGUGAUUUAUAUUUUUCAAUAAAAGAAGCUAUGGAAAAAGCAGCAUCGAGAAUGAAAGGUUCAUUACCUGGUCAAGAAUUGGGUGGUGAAUUUCCAAUAAGAGAUGUUAAUACAGGUGAAGGAGGGAUUUUACAAGUAUGCCUUGAAGGCAUUUGUUUAAUAUUUGAAAAUGAUAAAGAAUUUAUUGAAUUACAAAAAAUUCGAAAAUGUACAACACAAAAAGGAGAUAUAUUUGUACUUGAAGAAUUUGAUCCAAAUACAAAACAAAUACUUAUUAGAAAAUAUAAAUCAUCAACGGCGAGUAGUGCCCUGCUUGCUUUUCAUCGUGUUGUAUCUAUUAUGGUUGAACGUCGUAAAAUAAAUUCUGCUAAUAUUGUAUCCAAUGUUAAUCAUCAUCAUACACUGCAGGCUAUCGAUGGAUUAGGCUGA